GUCAUUUCCCCAGUUUGGCUUUCAUCCGUUUAAAAUGCGGUGGCCCUAGCACAUUAGUCCUGAACCCUAACCCCCGGGUGCUCACCAAACCUGCAGACCUGUCUGCUCCUCUCUCAGAAUGAGGCACUCCUUCCUGCCCUGGGCAGUGGCCACUCUGCUUCUGCUGGGAGAUCCGGUGGCUCUGGAGGAAUCAGGACCUGACCCAGAAGAAGCCGUGCAGCUUCAGAUAAUCAACUUUAAUUUUGAAACCGUAUGGGUUACGUGGAAUGCAAGCGAAUACCCUGGGACUAAUUUGACUUUCUCCUACAAAUUCAGAGGUGCUACCAUGAGCCAAUGUCACAACUACACUCUUGACCAAGGCUACACCUCAGGCUGCGUCUUGGAGGUGGAGCCAGACGAGGACGGCACUAGAGAUGUUAUACUCGAGCUCUCUCUCUGCAACAAAACCCGUGUCCUUCUGAAUUACAGUGUGUGGAUCAGCGAAUACCUGAAACCCAGCUCUCCGAAAGACUUGACCUUCCUGUGGCGACAGGAGACAGUCACUGUCAGGUGUUCCAACCUUUCCUACAACGGUCUCCUAUAUCAAAUCCAAUACAAGAGCAACUUUGAUUCCGAGUGGGAGUCUACGGAGCGGAGAACCUGCAGCAUUGCAAUAGAAAACUUGGAUACUGAUAAAUGCUACUAUUUCCGCGCCAGAGUGAAAACCAUGGAGUCCAGAUAUGGCCCAGAGACGUACCCCAGUGACUGGUCGGAAGUGACCCAGUGGCAGGGGGGAGAGCAGAAAGAUACGUGCCUGCAGGAGGAAACGUCCUUCCCAAGGUUUGUCUUGAUCGCUAUUCUGGUGACCCUCCUCACUGUGUGUGUUCUUCUUCUGUUCCUGUGGAAACGGCAGAGAGUGAAGAAUCUCCUCAUGCCCAGCGUGCCAGACCCAAAAUUCACCUUUCCCGGGCUUUUUGAGGACCACAGAGGGAACUUCCAGGAGUGGAUCAAGUUCACUGAGAACGUGGCCCCUGUGAAUAAGGUGGAGAAUGAAGAGGAGGACUGUGCCCUGGAGGAGGUGCCCGUGGUCCAGCUGGUCAAGGUCAAGGUGGAGGCACCCAUGACAGGCCCAUUGUGCCCACAGAUGCAGAUGGGAGAGGCCCUGGGUCCUGGCCUGCAUCCUCUUCGGCCCCCCCAACACAGUGAUAUGGUCACCCUGGGUGGCUUUUCAUUUGUGGUAGAUGACGAUGCAUACUUGAUGCUAUGAGAGAGUGCCCCCUCCAGAGCCAAAAGCAGGGUCAACGUUGGUGGUAAAGGACCAAAGGAGAUGCCCCAGCGGUCAGCACCAUCCAGGACCCAUGAUGCUGCUGUCUGGGGCACUGAAGACCCCCACUGCCAGACCAAAGGGCUCCCUGGGUCCAGUUUUAUUCCCAGGACAUUUCCAUUCCAGGGUUUGACGGUGGGGCCAUUGUAGGUGGAAGACCUCAUUGGUUUGGGGGUUCCUUGCUCUCAGAUUGCACCUCCUCCUGUCUGGUGCUGUCCACAAAAAUCUUGAAGAAGGACAGCCAGGGUGCAUGGAGACCACCUUCUUAUGUGCACACAAACGACACAAAAAAAACCCAGGGCUGUCGAGGUGCACACAGGGACCAUCAUUUCUGUCACCAAGUGCAUCGAUGGGUAGUUUCUUGGACUUUUUGUUCCAUGGGAUAAAUAGACAGAUGAUAGAUGGAUGGAUGGUGGAUGGGUGGA
Messenger RNA from Loxodonta africana (African savanna elephant), 1728 nucleotides. RefSeq names its product cytokine receptor like factor 2. The transcript has 8 exons. Bases 119 to 1246 code for a protein of 375 amino acids. NCBI's taxonomy places the organism in Eukaryota, Metazoa, Chordata, Mammalia, Proboscidea, Elephantidae. Gene Ontology annotation, molecular function: protein binding; cytokine receptor activity. Gene Ontology annotation, cellular component: external side of plasma membrane. Gene Ontology annotation, biological process: cytokine-mediated signaling pathway. The record is from RefSeq and is a predicted model, not a curated record.